Porites lobata is the source of this 6779-nucleotide messenger RNA. The record is from the annotation of a GenBank genome assembly. NCBI's taxonomy places the organism in Eukaryota, Metazoa, Cnidaria, Anthozoa, Scleractinia, Poritidae.
AUGGCAUUUAUACGCAAACUUUCAAAUCUCGCAGUAGUGGCUUCUGCAGCGGUGACUUUUUCAGGAGCGUAUAUAGUCUACAACAGUCGAAGAUUGCCCGCACAUGCCAGCGGCCAACGCGCCGGCGUUCUAGAGGAACUCGACCGGCUUCUUUUCGAACCAUCCUCUGUGCAGUGGGAUUCGAACUGGGAUUUGCGCGAGACAGGCACCAAGAAACCUAGAAAAAAGGAUAGUGGAAUAGUUGAAAAUGACGUCGAAGUAUCGAAGGAGAUAAAACCGACAGGUAUAAGGCAUCUGGUGUUCAUUAGGCACGGCCAGUACUACGACAGCGCCAAAAAGGAUGAAGACAAGCGACUGACAGAGCUGGGAAGGUAUAGAAAGAACGUUUUAUUUGUAAUACAUUAUAAAUAUGACUUCAUGUUAAUUUUUGACUUCAUAAGGUCUCUUCACACCCCUUUUAUCAGAUCACAACCAUCGACGCUUUGAAGAUGAGUCACAACUGCUCACCCCAGAUCAGGUAUUGCGUAACGCAAUCAUCUCAAAAGACGCGACACUUCAUUCAAAUAUGUUGAACUAGUUAGCCUUCUUGGGAAGGCUAUGCGGAAAGGACAAUAUCAAUAUCAAUCCCUGAUCGCCCAGAAUGCCAUUGUUUUUGACGACAUGUACAGGUUCUACAGUUUCAGCUGGUAAAUUUGCGGCGAACGGCGCGAAGGAGAAGUCUAUAGAUCUUGUCACGGUUUUGCUUUUCGACGCCAUCUUGACGAGUAGGCAAACGCAUGAGAAAUUACAGUGAUUGUAUGAGAAUCUAAUGUCGAAUAAUUUCCAUAGAACGGCUGUUCUGAAAAAAAUAUGAUUUGUUAACUAAAGCUUCACUCCUAAGGAUUCUCCUGAAAAAGUUUGAGGGCGUUACAUGCACUAGAAGACCUAGAAACACUUUUUAAAUUUUCCUUGCAUUUGUCUGUAAGAAAGUCCCGGGAAAAUUGGAGACAAAUAUAUGGAAAAUCUAAAGCAAGCCUCUCGAGAAAUUUAAGCACAGGUAUGCCCCCCAAUUUUUUUAGGGCAAUCCUUUGCUUUGUAGCUUUAGUUUACAAUUGAUAUUAAUUUUUGUUCAGAACAGGCAUUCUACGGAAAUUAUUCGACAUCAGAUUCUCAUACAAACACUGUAAUUUCUCAUACGUUUGCCUACUCGUCAAUAUGGCGUCGAAAACCGUGACAAGGUCUAAUCACGGAAGUGAUUAUUCAAAUUUAGACCGGUUUGUUAUUUCCCAUGGGAAAUUUAAAGUACAAGUAAGUUCUCCGUUGUCAUUCAAGUUUCUGAGUCGAAGGUUUGUGAGAAUGGUAGGUGAAUGUCAAGUUAUUUUUUUUAUUGAAAGCUUGAUUUUGUGACCUUUUUUACCAAUAUUUUCGCCUGUAACUUGACACAAAACUAUUUAAAAAAAAACAACAGUAAAAGCCAUAUGAGUAAGAUUUCUGCACAACCCCAUACGGCAGCCUCGUACUAAUUCAGUGACUAUGUAGAGUCGAAACAUGUAUGCAUAAUAAAACAAUGUAUGUGGCUGUACGGGAUCCUAGCACCUUAUGCUUUAACUCUUGUGAAGAGUUGUUAGGCAGAGAAAAAUUCAACAUUGAAAUAUUUCUCAGUACCAUGCCCGUACAAGAGAAUCCUUAAAAUAGACCAAAUUUGAAUAAAAUUUGCAUCCAGUUUCACUUGUGGUAAAGCUUCAGAGAAGUUCUUAUCUUUUAGUUCCAUUAUCUCCAAAAGCCAUAUGCUAACUUUUUAUAAGUGAUAGUAUUUAAGUUGUCAGCUUGAAGAACAUACAUUAUAGCUGCCGUGAGGCAACUUCUUUUUCUGAUCAGCACUAACAAUAGACGCACAACUUAAAUACGAUGCAUCGCAGCCAAGUACAUCGAAUCUAAUGUCAGCUGAGUCUUUUGGGCAUAUUAUAAUAAUAUAGUCUACAAUCUUGCCUAUAUCGCUGUAAACCCCAAAGAGUUAAAUCGUAUUAAAGUUGUGUGUCUAUUGUUGGCUUCUCUCUCUGAAAAAAUCCAGGAUCUGCCCUUGUAUACUUGUAUACCUUAUUGCCCAUUAUGGAUCUCUUCAACUUCUUGGGAUAUUUGAUCCUUUGUCUCUCUCUUUAUUAUUCUGUUUUGUUUAUUUCCAGAAUACAGGCAAAUCAAACUGGUCAGAGACUUCAAAGUCUUAACAUCAAGUACACCAAAUUAGUUUGCUCCACCUUAAUUAGAGCAAUAGAAACAGCAGACAUCAUUGCUCAACACUUACCUAAUGUGCCCAGGGAGACAUGUGACUUGUUAAGGGAAGGAGCACCUAUUAUUCCUGAACCUCCUUCCUCUUCAAACUGGAGACCUGCUAAAAGGGUGAGUAGCUCAAAACCUGGCCCUGGUUGUUCAAACAUUGGAUAGUGCUAGCCACUGGAUAAAUCACAAUCCAGUGAUUAAGUAUUACGGGUAACAACGCGUUAUUCACUGGAUGGAAAUUUGUCUAGUGGAUAUCAUUAUCCACUCUUUUAGCAAAUGGGGUUAGAGGCCUAGUUACAUGUAUAUGGCACUAGCAAUAAGUAGAAGAUCCAGAAGUUGAGGUAAUAGUGGGUGGGGCAGAGAGGGGUGAGGGAGGGGGCUGAAAUGACUGAAACAGAGAUGCCUGCACUUUGGAACACUGUUUUCUAUGCGGAAAAAGGAAGGAAUUUCAAUAAUAUUAAGAGGAAAAAGAGUCUGAGGAACUACAUUGUGUGUGUAGCGUUCUUUCACUUCUUAAAUUGUAAACCAAGUACAACACACAUCCAUUGUCAUUCUUUUACCUGUUAAGCUGAAAAAAUAUCAGAUCUCCUUCCGUGAUCAGAGCUGUCAUUAAGGGCCAUAACCUGUGACACCUGUUACGGCUGAGCUCACUUGAUGUUAUGGGUGAUCAAAGUGGAAAGCAAAAGGUGGUAUUAUAAAUUUUGUGAGAUGUUACGUGUGAAUCUUGAUUUGCUACAGCUGCUACAAAACUUAAUGACAGCCCUGCUGAUAAAAAAAACUCUACAAAUAUUACUCUUAUGUCAAAACACUUAGUCUUGGACAAAUUGUGGUUUCAAGCAAUGGAUCUCUCAGCUUGGUCUGAAUUAACAGCUGAGUCAGUUUCGGUAAAAUAAAGAAAGCAAGGGAAAUAUUAUUAUAAUUUUUAUAUUAGUCACUAGGUAAUGUGUGAUGACCUUCAUAUUAAUUUCUAAAAGGGUCAUUGACUUGAAAACUCCUAGAGCACAUUGUCAAUAGAUUAUUAUUUUGUACAUAAACCAUUACUUCUCUUCUUUUUUACUGACUGUCUUGUGUAACUUAUUUUUUUAAUUUUUGAGGAGUUUUUUCAAGAUGGCCCGCGUAUCGAAGCAGCAUUUAGGAGACAUCUUCACAGAGCAGAUCCAGACCAAGUUGGUGAUAGUGUUGAAAUCUAUGUGUGUCAUGCUAAUGUCAUUAGAUAUUUUGUAUGCAGGUGAGAUACUUAUGAUUUAUAAUAAUAGAAAUACUAUAGGGAUAAAAUAUACUGUUUGCUGUGGUUCAGUUUUUUUUUCAUUGAUGCAUUUUUUUUGCUUUUCUUUGCAUGUUGUUUGAAACUUGAUUUCGCUUAUUACCAUACCAACAAGUAAAGAAAAAGAGCCUGUCCUCUGAAAAAAUCAAACUUAACACUGUUGUGAGCAUAUUUCUGCAUGCAACUCAAGCAGCAAUAGGAGAACCAAACCAGUCACUAUGCAUGGAAACUGCUAGCCUUGUGAUUGGUUUAUUUGUCAGCGUCUGUUUCAAAAUCUGAUAAUUUAGUUUGGAUUAGACCGUAAACAACAGAGUUUUACAAAUUUAUGGCAGAGUCAGAGGAAAAUGGAAAUUUACUGAUUCUGGUAGCUUCUAUUCCACUGAGCUUAUUACUCAACUUACACUAGGUCGUAAGCACUCUUACAACUCUGAUUGUGAUUGUGACACAGGCUUUUGAGUCUUGUAAGGGAAAACCAGCCCUUAUACCCUACAAUGGUAUAUGUAAUUCAGGACGGCUGUGACAAUAAUCACACAGCAGAGUUAGCACUUUAUCUGAACAACAGAUUGUGAUUCAAGAACACCAUUUACAGUGCGACAACUGUAACCAGGGCCACUUAAACAAAGUUGACCAGUGUAUUGCAUUAAAAUAACAAUACAUUCUGAGAAAGUUGGUUGAGUACUAAUCAGCAGCUCAUAAAAAAAAAACAAAACAUUAACUUAGUCAAAGGACAAAAUUUAAAUAUCAAUAGAACACUUUUUUCAAGAAAAUAAAGUGUUUUACCAGACUGUUUUUCUAUUGGAAACAUUACAUAGGAACACCUAGGAGACAUAUUUGCUUGAGCUCGUAUUUGUCGUCUACCAGCAGUUUCUUAACUACCAUUUCCAUGCUUUGCAAUACUUAUAGCAUGUGACCUCAAGACAAAAAUACAACUAACAUUUACAUUUGUUGGCUCCAUCAUUCACUCUAACGGACCUCUCAAAAAACACAGGCUUUCUUCAGCGGGUUCAAAAGGUGAUGUCUGUAGGUUGUAAUUGGCUGGUUUCCAUCCAUGUUGUUGGUUUCAUUCCAUGGUAAUUAUGAUUGACAACUUAACUUUCUCGGACUGUAUUGUUAUUUCCUUGUAAUCUGAUUGGUCAACUUUGUCUAGGUAGCCCAGGUUAUAGUAGUCUCACUGUAACUUAUGUAUUAUUUAUUCACUUACUUGGUUUCAUUAGAUUUGCAUGACUGCUGCUGCUGCUUGAUUGAAGGUCUAUAGGGAAAAUACCAGAAGUACAAUGUCUUAUCAACAGAAGAUUUUGUCUGAACAGUGCUGCACCAGUUGUGUAGUACAAAGUCAUAAUUUUAAAGUAAUAAAAUGGCAAGUCAAAUCUUCAGUUGUUAAGACAUUCAAUAGGCCAUUUCCAAGUGCUCUGGGGCCUCUGUAGCAAAACGAGGUUAAGUGCUCAGCCUUUGGUAUAGAAAUUAUUUUUCAUUCUCAUGCUAAGAAAACUCAUUUUCAGAAGAAAGGUUGAGCACUUGGCCUCAUUUUGAAAGUGAGGGUUUUUGGCACUCGAAAGCGGCCUAUUUCUGCUAUUUUUUUAUUUAUUCAUAUAUUUCUGUUGUCAGAGUACUUCAGUUUCCACCAGAAGGCUGGCUGCGCAUGUCCAUUGGUCACUGUGGUAUAACAUGGGUAACAAUCCGACCUAAUGGCAGGGUGAGCCUAAAAUGUAUGGGUGAUACAGGGCAUAUAGCUCCUGAAAAUUUGUCCUCAUGAAUGGAAAAAUACAUGUUUACUAAACAAUGAAUAAUGUCUUGCAUGCUGUAUGCUGGUAACUUGUAUUUCAUGGACACAAUUCAUUAUUUAAUAUACACCAUAAAUUUGUCUUUUAAUGCAAAAUUGAUACAUUACAGAAUUAACAUUACCUUGUUUCUUAGUCCUGUAUUCAGCUCUUUAAAUAAUACAGAAAAAACCCGGGAGUAAGAGCCUGGUUUUUAAGAUCCUGUUAGGUUAAAAUUUGUCAGUUGGGGCUCCUCUAUACAAGAACCCAUUUAGCAGGGUGCAAAGAAAGUAGUGUCCGAUAGCCCGGAGCUGGUGGAUUUUGCUAUCGGGCUUAGUGGCUAGUUUAGCCUUGCAUUAAUUUUGAGGUAGGUUCUUAUUUUCUAAAAUGUGGAAAAAAAUUUGUGUAAUUUGGCAAGUGUUAAAGAUAAGUCAACAUUCGGGAUCCUCUUGACGCCCCGACUGCAAUGCAAUUGUAUUCAGAUUUUACAAAAGGAAUAAGCUGAAUAACACUAAAUACUCUGAGCUUCAAUCGAUUUUUUCUAUAGAAAAUAAGAACUUAUUUAAGAAACUGAGUGGCCUCAAUUUGUGCUAAUUAUCAUUUAUGUAAGAACCUGUUUAGGUUAACUUGGGAAAAUGCCGGGGGGGGGGAGAGUAAUCCCUUAUAUAGGCCAUUACAUAGAUAUGUGCCUCCCCAAAAAGGAUGUUUUUGUGCCCUUUUGGUUGAAGAAUGGGUAUAGACUUUGGCCAUUUUGCUCUUGAAUUGGGUAUGGUUUUCGAGGGAAUUACAUGUACGGGAGUGUAUGAACGUGUUUUUUCGUUUCAAUUCCAAAUCAGUAAGAAAGAAAGAGAGAUAUGCGAAUUCGAAAUGGCAUUUAAGAAAUCUCUUUUGUUGCUGUUCUAAUCUAAGUAAUGAUGACAUAAUUAAUUAGAGGCCAUGUCUGUAAAUGGGUGUGGAUUUAAGAUGCCAGGUCUGAAAAAAGGUGUGAAAAAUGAUAUUUUUUGGUCUUAAAUAGGGUCAGGAUUUGGAGAACCGGGCGUCACACCCCCUCCAAUCUAUGCAGAUUCUUACUCGCGGGUUUUUACUGUAAGAUUUUUGUAGACAUUUAUGCAUGACUGUAUAAUGAACAUUAUUCAGAGACACAUUGCUUUUUAAAAUUCACUGUUCUUUAUUAGGACUGGUUCAAUACAAUACCUAUUGAUCUUCUUAAUUUUUUGUAUUAUUUAAUUUGAAUUUUCUUUGACAAAUGAUGAAACCAUUUUCACAUUAAUUGUGCUGUAAAACAAGUUAUUGUUUUUUACAUAGACUGAAUGUGUGUAUCCUUGUUUUCGAAACUGACCAUUUGGUUCAUAUUCUGUAUGUCUUUUUGUAACUUUAUUUAUUUCUAUACUUCAUAUUUUAUUUGGUUUUAUUCUUGCUGUUCAGAAACUUGGAAUGUUUAUUUAUUGCCACCUUUAAACGUUAACUACACUGUAACAUUAAAGUUACUGAUUUGUACGACU